This is a messenger RNA of Drosophila bipectinata, 997 nucleotides long. Its product is annotated as parkin coregulated gene protein homolog. Gene Ontology annotation, molecular function: Hsp90 protein binding; Hsp70 protein binding. NCBI's taxonomy places the organism in Eukaryota, Metazoa, Arthropoda, Insecta, Diptera, Drosophilidae. The record is from RefSeq and is a predicted model, not a curated record.
UACGUGGCGGCACAUCCAUUUCGCGUUUGCACUACCGACGGCUAAGAUGGCCCAAACGGCACGCACCGCCACGGGAAGACGUCCGGGUCCGGUGAAUGACUUUCACAUCUCGCAGAAGCAACGUUCCAAAUCCGCGAAUCCCACCCAGCUCCGUCCGCUGAGUGGCAUCCAUGGGGCGGCAGUUUCCUCCCGACCUCGCUACGUGCCGCCCUUUUCCAUUCAGUCGCAGCAAAAGAACACCGUUGUCAUCGAUGGCCCCAUCCACGAGUGUGCCCCAAAAACCGCGAGUGCCAGGGGGCGUAACCCCAACCCAAAAAGUCUGCGACGGCAACAGAAGUCCAUGUCCACCUUUAAUUUGGGUUUGGGAAUAAAUGGGUGUACCCAGGGUGGAGGCAAUGAUCCAGGUCGAGGCACCCUCUUUCGGAUGUACUUUGAUCGUGGUGACUUGCCCAUCAAGAUGGAGUACUUGUGUGGAGGCGAUAAAAUCGGAUGGACGGUGGACAUCGACAAGCUGGACUACAGCCUCUACUUGCCACUGUUCUUCGACGGAUUGGCGGAAACGAAGCAUCCAUACAAGACCUAUGCCCGCCAGGGAGUCACGGACCUGCUGCUGGCCGGAGGCGAAAAAAUACACCCAGUGAUACCGCAAUUAAUUUUACCUUUGAAGAACGCACUGAGCACCCGUAACCUGGAGGUAAUGUGCACGACAUUGAAGAUAAUCCAACAGCUGGUCAUGUCCUCGGAUUUGGUGGGCCCUGCCCUAGUUCCCUUCUACCGACAAUUGCUGCCCAUGUUUAAUGCCUUUAAGGUGAAAAACUUGAAUUGUGGUGAUGAAAUCGAUUAUGCCCAGAAGAACAACCUAAAUCUUGGCGAUCUUAUCGAUGAGACGCUCCAGGUCCUGGAGCUCCAUGGCGGCGAAGAUGCUUUUAUCAAUAUCAAGUAUAUGGUUCCGACCUACGAGUCCUGCUAUUUAAAUUAAUUUACGCUUCAUGGUUUU